This is a messenger RNA of Phytophthora sojae, 471 nucleotides long. RefSeq lists its product as hypothetical. Lineage: Eukaryota; Oomycota; Peronosporomycetes; Peronosporales; Peronosporaceae. Bases 1 to 471 code for a protein of 156 amino acids. The record is from RefSeq and is a predicted model, not a curated record. Gene Ontology annotation, cellular component: cytoplasm. The transcript is spliced from 5 exons. Gene Ontology annotation, biological process: protein folding.
AUGGCGACCGCCGGCCAACGCCGCGUAUUCAAGCACGACGGUCGCGUCAUCUAUGAGUGGGAGCAGUCAAUGGAGGAGGUGAAUGUCUUCAUCAAACCUCCGCCAGGCGUCACUGCGCAACAAAUCCAGUGCGACAUCGCCGCCAACCACGUUACGCUGGGGCUGCGUGGCGUUACGGACAAGUUCCUCAAUCACGACCUCGCAAGCUCCGUGGUGGUCGCGGAAAGCUACUGGAUGCUGGACUCUGGAGAGCUGAAUAUUAACCUGCAGAAAAUGAAGAAGGGGUUUAUUUGGCCCAGUGUCUUCGUCGGUCAUGGAGAGUUGGACCCGAUGCAACAAGAAGCUACGAAGCAGCAGAUGAUGUUGGAGCGGUUCCAGGAAGAGAACCCUGGGUUUGACUUCUCUAACGCCGAAUUUAAUGGCGCUGCACCCGACCCACGCACUUUCAUGGGUGGCGUGAAGUACACGUAA